AUGAGUACCGACAGAUUGCCGUCGCUCCCUCUCCCUCUGCCGAGCCAGGCAUACUCGUCGGGGGCCUCGUCGUCUCGCGUCAGCUCCAUUGCCUCGUCAAUCGGCUCGCACGCGGGGUCUCAGUCGUCCUUCACCUCGGCCACGUCGUCCAACGGGCCAAAGACGCCUUCUCCCACCCUGCCCGUCGGCGUCAUCACCGCUCCGCCCACCACCAUUGUGAGCUACGACGCCAUGAACCAGGGCGCCGACAUGUACUACCCCCAGCACAUGUCUGCUGGCCAGCCGCCGCCGCCCCAGACCGUCACCUCGGGCGGCAUGACGCACUACCAACAACAACAGCCGCCUUUGCUGCAGCACGGCCACGCCCAGUACUCCAACCCGGCCCAGUAUAGCCAGUACGGCUACACGAAUGGCCUGACGUCGCCCCCCACGGCCCAGACCGUCUCCAACCCCAUGGGCGCGCCCCAAAACGUCUUGCCCCUGCCCGGCGUCGGUGGCCACGGGCCCAUGCAGAACCAGUACGCCGGCUUCGACACCACCGGCCAGCAACCCCCUCCGGGCAUGAAGCCCCGCGUCACCGCCACCCUCUGGGAGGACGAGGGCAGUCUGUGCUUCCAGGUCGAGGCCCGCGGCAUCUGCGUUGCCCGUCGUGAAGACAAUCACAUGAUCAACGGCACCAAGCUCUUGAACGUUGCUGGCAUGACCCGAGGUCGGCGAGACGGCAUCUUGAAGAGUGAAAAGGUUCGCCACGUGGUCAAGAUUGGGCCCAUGCACCUCAAGGGCGUCUGGAUCCCCUAUGACCGAGCCCUCGACUUUGCCAACAAGGAGAAGAUCACGGAGAUGCUGUACCCGCUCUUUGUGCACAACAUCGGAGCUCUCCUAUACCACCCCAACAACCAGAGCCGGACAACCCAGGUAAUGGCCGCCGCUGAGCGCCGAAAACAGGAGCAAGGACAACUGCGAAAUCCACCUCCGCCGGGCCUGCCCUCGAUCCAACAACACCACCACCACUCAAUGGCGCUCCCCGGCCCGCAGCCGUCGCUCCCGUCUCAGUCCAACAUUGCCCGCCCGCCGCUUGACCGAUCACAGACGUUUCCCACGCCGCCGACGAGCGCCUCGAGCGUCAUGGGAAGCAUGGGCGCCUCCGAGAGUUUCAACUGGCAGGGACAAGGAAUGAAUGGAGCUCAUGCCACCACGCCACCAGGCACCGCCAUGACUAACAUGAACUCCUACUCGUCGGGCGCGCAAGCCUACGACGGGUCUCGCCAGAUCUACAGCGCCCCCACGUCUCAGCACUCGCCGUACCAGACGUCGACCAACGGCACCCAGGAUCGCAUGUACGCGCAGUCGUAUGCUAAGAGCGAGAUGGGUCCGCCGUCGAGUCGCCCGGGCGGGCAUCAGGGCGAGCAGCACGAUAGCAAGCCCCCCAACGGCAUCAUGGCGUCAGAGCAGGCUGCCCAGCACCAAGCUGGGGACGACGAGGCCGACCACGAGCAUGAGACCGAGUACACGCACGACAGUGGCGCCUAUGACGCCUCGCGUACAUCGUACAACUACACGGCACCCGGCGUUGGGUCCCUGGCCGGCGACGGCAACAUGCCGUCCGAGAUGACGGGCUCGCCGAACCAUCCGCCCGCUUCGGGACGGGCCACGCCGCGGACGGCGGCGCCUCACCAGCCCUAUUACCCGCAGCACACGGGCUACAGCACCCCGCCCCGCGUCCCGUCAUCGAGCAACCUCUUCAACGUUGCGGGCAGCGACCGGGCACAGCACAGCGGAGCGUCGGGCGCCGAUGUCUACGCACCGCCGGCCGACAUUGCCGGCUCCAUGAACAACAGCUACGCCCCGCAGUCGUCUGUCAUGAACGGCUCGGCGGGGAGCCUGAAGAGGGGGCGCGACGAUGACGACGACGACAUGUCUCGAUCCGCCAACGGCGGGCCCGGCAUGGGCGGCCUAGAACUCAAGCGGCGAAAGACGCUGAUGGAGUCGACGGUACCCGCGCCUGUAUAUGACGCCCUGAGCCGACCUGCCUCGGCCAUCGCAGCACCCCCGAGGCGGUAA
Messenger RNA from Hirsutella rhossiliensis, 2061 nucleotides. RefSeq names its product cell pattern formation-associated protein stuA. Gene Ontology annotation, cellular component: nucleus. The record is from RefSeq and is a predicted model, not a curated record. The transcript has 4 exons. Gene Ontology annotation, molecular function: sequence-specific DNA binding; DNA-binding transcription factor activity. Gene Ontology annotation, biological process: positive regulation of transcription by RNA polymerase II. The coding region runs from base 1 to 2061 and encodes 686 amino acids. Lineage: Eukaryota; Fungi; Ascomycota; Sordariomycetes; Hypocreales; Ophiocordycipitaceae.